CGCCGCCGCCGCCGCCGCCCAUCCCAAGUCAAUGACGCAGCAUGACUCUGCCCGAGUCGACGUUGCUCGCAAUGGCGAGCCUCGAGCGCUCUUCUUUUACGGCACACUCAUGCACCCAGGCGUGCUCGAACGAGUCAUCGGCCAUGCUGUCGAUAAGCUAACCUUUACCGACGCCGUUCUCUACGAGCACACUCGUCAUCACGUCAGACAUGCCGACUACCCUGCGGUUAUACCCAUCCAGAGCGCACAGAAGCUCAUAGGCCGUGCGCUGGACCGCGAAGAAGCGAGUGUAAGGGGCACGAUCGUACAGGGACUAUCACCUAGCGACGUCGACUUGCUCGAUGUUUUUGAAGGCGACGAGUACGUCAGGCGUACAGUGCAAGCACAUAUACUGUCCGCAGCUCGUACAGGCGCGAUCAAAGGCGCAGAAGCGCUCGUUCCGCUCCUCAGUCCGAUCGACCUGUCUCAGGCCACACAAGACCAGACUCAGAGCGUUGACGUCUACUUGUGGUCGGCCUCCGUAGAUCGUCUCGAGUCAGGUCUCUGGGACUUUGCCGCCUUUCUCAAAGAUAAAUCCCAUCGAUGGGUCGGCACCUCACAAGAUGAGGAAGAAUUCGCAGAAGUAGACCGUCGACGCGCCAUGAACGGCAAGAUAACACCCGAUCGUACAGGAGGAUCGGCAGGAGGACCGGCAGAAAACACACUGCCUGUCUUCGGAAAGGCUCUCGGUCGUCAAUAUUGGACUUUCGGCAAUUACAUUAAUCUAAACGCUGGCUCGUAUGGCGCGUGUCCUCAACCGGUCGUAAAGCAGACACACUACUGGCGAGAACGCACGGAAGCAGCACCUGACAAGGUCAUGAAACGAGACUAUGCGCCCGUCUACACGAGAACGCGCGCUCGAUUGGCCAAGCUGUUCAACUGCGACGUGGAGGAUCUCGCGGUCGUGGGCAAUACGACGAUCUCCACCAAUGCUAUCCUGCGCAGCUUCCCUUGGCAAAAGGGCGAUAAGAUAUUGCAUGUUGGCUCAACGAUCUACGACCCAGCGAGGAACACGCUACAAUACAUCAUAGAUAGUCGGCCAGACUUGGAGCUCAGCAUGCUCGAUGUUCAGGUCAACUAUCCCUUGUCAGACAAGGCCCUCCUCGAUGCGUUCGAACGCAUGAUCGUGCGCGAGAAUGGCGCGGUUAGAUUCGCUUUCUUCGAUGGCAUAUCCUCUCAGCCUGGCGUCGCUCUUCCUUGGCAGUCUCUCGUUAGCUUAUGCAAACGGCACAAUGUCGUUUCCUUUGUCGAUGGUGCACAUGAACCGGGUCAGCGGCCCAUCGACCUCAAAAGCGCCCAACCAGAUUUUUUUGCGGGUAACUUGCACAAGUGGCUCUAUGCACAUCGACCUGCUGGUAUGCUCUACGCCGACAAGCGAUGGCAUACUCUUGUCCAACCGUUCCCGAUUGCAUUCGCGUACAUACCCAUUGCGCAAGGUCGGGCUACCUUUGCUGCCGGCUGGGACUGGCCUGCGACGGAGGACAUUUCGCGCUAUCUUUCCAUCGAGACAGCACUAGACUUCCGCGAAAUGCUCGGCGGAGAACAACGUAUACAGACGUACACCCAUGGCCUCGCUAUGCGAGGAGGACGGAGAAUGGCAGAGAUACUCGGCACAGAAGUCUUAGAAAAUGAAGAGGGCACCUUGACAGCGAGCAUGGUCAACGUCAGACUGCCGGUCGAUUUCGCAUCCGUCGACGACUUCAACAAGCAAAAGAAUGCCAUCAGAGACAUCCUCUUUGACGAAUACGACUGCUUUGCUCCUUGCUUCUUCCAUAACGGCAAGACCUACGUGCGAGCUUCAGCGCAAGUCUUCAAUGACUUGACCGACUUUGAAUACGUUGCGAUAGCAUACUUGGAAAUAUGUCGCAACAUCAAGUAGAAUGCACAGCCUGCAAUCAUGUUGUCCAUUUGUAUGUACGAAAAUGUCCAGCAGAGCGCUCAAG
Molecule: messenger RNA, 1982 nt
Organism: Mixia osmundae IAM 14324
Lineage: Eukaryota; Fungi; Basidiomycota; Mixiomycetes; Mixiales; Mixiaceae
Exons: 4
Coding region: 32-1918 (628 amino acids)
Source: RefSeq, a predicted model, not a curated record